AUGAUCCAUGGAACUAUUAGGAAAAUUGAAACAUUCGCCUCUUUGCCUUUUGUGGUGAACUCGGCCCCUCAGAUGUCAGUUUGCCCCCCUACUGGGGAUACCCAUCCCCCCAUCCAGCACCCUUUAUCUUGUUUGAGUGUAACAGCUGGCCAGGUGAGAGGACAGUUGGAGAGGUUAAAUCAAUCAAAGGUGGCAGGUCCAGAUGGCAUUAGCCCCAGGUUGCUGAAGGUGUGUGCCAGACAGCUGUCCUCUGUUCUCCAACACCUCUACAACCUGAGCCUAAGUCUGGAGAAGGUGCCACUUCUCUGGAAGACUUCUUGUUUGGUUCCGGUACCCAAGAAACCAGUACCAUCGGGCUUUGGGGACUAUUGUCCAAUUGCUCUCACAUCGCAUGUGAUGAAGGUGCUGGAGAGGCUGGUGUUGGUCCAUCUUGAGUCGCAGGAGAUGUGUUGGGGUACCCUUGGAACAGUGCGGCCCUUCUCCAAUUUCCGCCCUGACCGGGAUUUUAUUGAGCUUCAAGCAGCACUGGAGAAAAAAGAUACUGUCAACCUGGUAAGAAUCCUGACCAAUCGGAACAAUGCCCAGAGGCAAGUGAUCGCCAAGACCUUUGAAGACAUAACCCAUAAGGACUUGACAACUAGUGUGAAGAAAGCCACAACUGGAAAUUUGGGAGUUCUACUGCUGGAGCUGCUGAUGCCUCCUCUGGAGUAUGAAGCUCAUCGCCUACAUCAGGCUACGGCACGUUUAGGCACAGAUGAAGAAACACUAAUGGAGAUCCUAUGCACAAGAUCUGGGAGUCAGCUUCAAGAAAUCAGUGCUACAUAUAAACAAUUGUACAAGAAGGACCUGGAGAAGGAACUAAAAGGAGAAACCAGUGGAGACUUUGCUAAACUUGUUGUAGCUUUGCUAAAUAAAGAAAAUGUUGCUGGCGUGGUUCAAAGAGAUAUUGAGUUUCUCUCUGCAUCACUAAAUGGGAGCAAAGCUGAUGCAGGACCGUGGAUUAACAUAUUGACCUCUAGAAGCUCAGACCACCUUAGCAAAGUGUUUAUGGGACUGGAGCUGGAGACCGGACAGACGGUGGAUCAGACUGUGGAGAAACGGUUCACAGGAGACAUUCGGAUGGGUUUAAAAAUUUUAGUGCAGUGCAUUCAAAGCCCUGAUGUCUACCUUGCCAAAAGACUAAGUACCAUGAAGACACCGAUAGUGCAAGGAAUUAUGGUGUCUCACUCUGAGGAAGACCUGUUGUGUAUCCGAGCUGCCUUCCUUAAAUUAACAGGCACUUCUCUCUACACUGAGCUACAGAAACAUUUUAAAGGAGAUUAUCUACAGGUGCUGCUGGCCAUUUGUCGAUCUGAAGAUUAAACAAAACCUACUCAUUUUGAGUAGCUACUCUUUUAUUCAUUUAUUUGCCCCUGAAUCAACCUGGUAGUGUAAAAAUAAACUCUAUAUUCUAUUGCCACUUUUCAUAUUUUAUGUUGUCUCAUUUACCCCCAUGCUUUGCAUAACCUUGUGUUAAAGACAUGCAAUUAAAUGU
Messenger RNA from Monopterus albus (swamp eel), 1534 nucleotides. It is a transcript of the gene anxa14, whose product is annotated as annexin A14. The coding region runs from base 1 to 1362 and encodes 453 amino acids. Lineage: Eukaryota; Metazoa; Chordata; Actinopteri; Synbranchiformes; Synbranchidae. Gene Ontology annotation, cellular component: nucleus; cytoplasm; plasma membrane. Gene Ontology annotation, molecular function: calcium-dependent phospholipid binding; phosphatidylserine binding; calcium ion binding. The record is from RefSeq and is a predicted model, not a curated record. The transcript has 13 exons.